CCUGUCCUCUCCUCCGGACUAAUGAAUGAUAACAGGAUCUUGGGCCAUUACCUGCAUUUUGGGAAAUAUUGCCCGAAGCUUGGGCGUGGUAGCGCUCAAUCUUAAGCACUCAGGAGGCUGAGGCCGGAGGUUCAGGGGUUCUAGGUCAGCUUUGCCUAUUUAGCUGUCUCAACAGAAAAGAAGAAACAUCUAGAUUCCUUCGAGUGGGUUUCCGAUAUUAUUAACAUGAAAUAGAGUAGAAAAUAGCAGAACUCCACACUGUGUGUGGGUGCUAGAACACAAUGCAAAUUAUUAAUUACAUCUGAGAAAUGAAUUCCAGUAUGAAGCAGAAACAGGAAGGAGCCGGAGAGAAUGUAAAGAACAGUCCUGUCCCAAGGAGAACGCUGAAGAUGAUUCAACCCUCUGCAACUGGAUCUCUUGUUGGCAGAGAAAAUGAGUCACCAAAAGGCUUGUCCAAAAGGAAGCUUUGGAAUGACCAGUUAACAUCUAAGACUUCAAGCUCUGGUCCAGAAGCUUGUGAAAAUAAAGAUGUUGGAGAUGUCACCCAGGAAGCAUUUGAUCUUAUGAUUAAAGAAAACCCAUCUUCUCAGUAUUGGAAAGAAGUGGCAGAAAAACGGAGGAAAGCUCUCUAUGAAGCACUUAAAGAAAACGAGAAACUUCAUAAAGAAAUUGAACAGAAGGACAGUGAAAUUGCCCGCCUGAAAAAGGAGAAUAAGGAAUUGGCAGAAGUAGCAGAACACGUACAGUACAUGGCAGAGGUAAUUGAGAGGCUGAGUCAUGAACCUCUGGAUAGCUUCGAAUCACCGGAUAGUCAGGAAUUUGAUUCCGAAUUGGAAACUGUUGAGGAUUCUGAAGUGGAAGACUCAGAAACUAGCACAUGUGCUGAAGAGACUGUGUCUUCCUCCACUGAUGCCAAACCAUGUACAUGAAGUGUGAGGUACACUGCCAACUUUGCCCUGCACUACAGCUCCUGGUAAAUUAACUACAAGAUGCAAGUGCUGGAAUCCAGGUUUGAAUCCUAGGGGCUAUUACCACAUUAAAAUACAGAUAGUAUGUAUUUUUAAUCUGUUUUAUGUAAAUAGCAUUUUCAUUUUCUCAGUGUCAAGAUGUGACUUGUGUAUAUUAAAUAAACUUCAAUUUCUUAUUGAA
Molecule: messenger RNA, 1149 nt
Organism: Cricetulus griseus (Chinese hamster)
Lineage: Eukaryota; Metazoa; Chordata; Mammalia; Rodentia; Cricetidae
Source: RefSeq, a predicted model, not a curated record